GGCACCCCAAAUCGCCUUAUGGUUGAUCGGGACUCGAACGAUUCGCUCGCAGCUCCAAAAACACGGAAACACGGGAUCGUCCACAGGUUGUCUUCAUCGUGUGGACGUUUCGGACUCAUCCGAGAACAGCCAGGCUUCCACAUCCAUUCCAAGAACCAGUCAGUCUCCCCCCGGCCGUGAGAUACAAGUGUUCCUGUCGUCCAGUGCCAGAUUCUUCCUCUCAGUCAACGGGUGUAAGGGGGCGAGGAAAUAAAGAUGCCGAAACCGAUCAAUGUCCGGGUCACCACCAUGGAUGCAGAGCUGGAGUUUGCCAUCCAGCCCAACACCACAGGGAAGCAGCUCUUCGACCAGGUGGUGAAGACCGUGGGUCUGCGGGAGGUCUGGUUCUUCGGUCUACAGUAUGUGGACAGUAAAGGCUACAGCACCUGGCUCAAACUCAAUAAGAAGGUGACCCAGCAGGAUGUGAAGAAGGAGAACCCCCUGCAGUUUAAGUUCAGGGCCAAGUUCUUCCCUGAGGAUGUGUCAGAGGAGCUCAUCCAGGAGAUCACACAGAGACUCUUCUUUCUUCAGGUGAAGGAGGCCAUCCUGAAUGAUGAGAACUAUUGUCCCCCAGAGACGGCUGUGUUACUGGCUUCAUACGCCGUCCAGACCAAGUAUGGAGACUACAACAAAGAUGCCCACAAGCCUGGCUACCUUACCCAUGACAGACUGCUGCCUCAGAGAGUCCUGGAGCAACACAAGCUGACCAAGGAGCAGUGGGAGGACCGGAUACAGACUUGGCAUGAAGAACACAGAGGAAUGCUCAGGGAGGACUCGAUGAUGGAGUAUCUUAAAAUCGCCCAGGACCUGGAGAUGUACGGCGUCAACUACUUUGAGAUUAAAAACAAGAAGGGCACACAGCUGUGGUUGGGCGUGGAUGCUCUGGGCCUCAACAUCUAUGAGCAUGAAGACAAGUUGACACCAAAGAUCGGCUUCCCCUGGAGCGAGAUUCGAAACAUCUCUUUCAACGACAAGAAGUUCGUCAUCAAACCUAUCGACAAGAAAGCGCCUGACUUUGUGUUUUACGCCCCACGACUGCGCAUCAACAAGCGAAUCUUGGCGUUGUGCAUGGGGAACCACGAGUUGUACAUGAGGAGGAGAAAGCCCGACACCAUCGAGGUGCAACAGAUGAAGGCUCAGGCCCGGGAGGAGAAGCACCACAAACAAACAGAGAGGGCCCAGCUGGAGAAUGAGAAAAAGAAGCGAGAGCAUGCGGAGAAAGAAAAGGAAAAGAUAGAGCGUGAGAAAGAUGAGCUCAUGGAGCGUCUGAGACAGAUUGAGGAGCAGACGAUGAGAGCUCAGAAAGAGCUCGAGGAGCAGACUCGCCGGGCCCUGGAGCUGGAGCACGAGAGAAGGAGAGCGAGGGAGGAGGCGGAGAGGCUGGAGAGAGAGAGGACCAUGGCCGAGGAGGCGAAGGGGGAGCUGGCCAAACAGACUGCAGACCAGCUGAAGAACCAGGAGCAACUGGCUGCUGAACUGGCAGAAUUCACAGCCAAGAUCGCUCUCCUGGAAGACGCCAAGAGGAAGAAAGAAGAUGAGGCCUCAGAAUGGCAACACAAGGCUCUCUCAGCCCAGGACGACUUGGAGAAGACCAAGGAGGAGCUAAAGACGGCGAUGACAAUUAUGCCGGCACCUCCAUGCAGCAAUGCUGAGAGCGAGCACGACGAGCAGGACGAGAACCACGCAGAGGCCAGCGCCGAGCUGUCCAACGAUGGCGUCAGCGAGAUCGACCUCCGCAGCGAAGAGGCGCGCGUCACCGAGGCCCAGAAGAACGAGAGGGUGAAGCAGCAGCUGCAGACAUUGAGUUCAGAGUUGGCCGAGGCCAGAGACGAAACCAAGAAGACACAGAACGACGUGCUACACGCCGAGAAUGUGAAAGCCGGCCGAGACAAAUACAAAACGCUGCGCCAGAUCCGAUCGGGCAACACGAAGCAGCGCAUCGACGAGUUCGAGUCCAUGUGAGGACGGCGCCUCCCCCCCCC
Messenger RNA from Limanda limanda (common dab), 2021 nucleotides. Its product is annotated as radixin-like. Gene Ontology annotation, molecular function: cell adhesion molecule binding; actin binding. The transcript has 15 exons. The record is from RefSeq and is a predicted model, not a curated record. The coding region runs from base 256 to 2001 and encodes 581 amino acids. Gene Ontology annotation, cellular component: plasma membrane; cytoskeleton; adherens junction. NCBI's taxonomy places the organism in Eukaryota, Metazoa, Chordata, Actinopteri, Pleuronectiformes, Pleuronectidae. Gene Ontology annotation, biological process: positive regulation of early endosome to late endosome transport; regulation of organelle assembly; regulation of cell shape.